Helianthus annuus (common sunflower) is the source of this 507-nucleotide messenger RNA. RefSeq lists its product as uncharacterized. Gene Ontology annotation, biological process: telomere maintenance; DNA repair. The coding region runs from base 1 to 507 and encodes 168 amino acids. Gene Ontology annotation, molecular function: DNA helicase activity. The transcript has 4 exons. The record is from RefSeq and is a predicted model, not a curated record. Lineage: Eukaryota; Viridiplantae; Streptophyta; Magnoliopsida; Asterales; Asteraceae.
AUGUUAACUGGCGAACAACGCUUGGUUUUUGAAGAGAUUAUGGUAGCAGUUAUCGGUAAGAACGGUGGGAUUUUUUUCUUUACGGAUGGUGGCAGGACUGCACAUUCCAGGUUUCACAUACCUUUGAAUCUUACUGAGGAUUCGAUAUCCGGUUUGGAGAGUAAAUGUAAACUGCUAAGAUUAACAAAAAACAUGAGGUUAACCGUUGGAAGAUCUACAUCGACUGAAAAAAUAAAUAGUUUUGCCAAAUGGCUAUUGGAUUUGGGUGAGGGAAAUGUUGGUGGUCCAAAUGACGGAGAAACAACGAUUGAAAUACCACAAGAUCUUCUGAUUACCGACGCAUCUGACCCAAUUGCAAGUUUAAUUGAUUUUGUUUAUCCAUCAAUCUUGGAAAACGUCAACAAUCAUAAUUAUUUUAGCGAGCGGGCUAUACUUGCACCUAAGAAUGAUGUUGUGCAUGAGAUUAAUGACAGGUUGUUAUCAAUGUUUCCAAGCGAAGAAACAUAG